AUGGAAGAGAAAGGCCCGCAAGUGCAGAGUCCAACAGAUUCUGAGAAUGGCUCGUCUGAUGUUUACGUUGACCCCGUCAAGGAAAGACGCAUGAUGAGGAAGUUUGAUUUGUUCGCCGUGUGCGCAAUGGGCGUCUUGUACAUGAUGUCGAAUCUCGACCGAAGCAACCUGGGCAAUGCCAAUGUCGCAGGACUCCCCGAGGAACUCGGCCUCGUGGGCAAUCAAUUCGGUACCGCGACGACUUUGCUAUAUGCCACCUAUGUCCCCUUCGAAGGCCCCGUCGCCGUGCUCCUAAAGGUCAUUGGCCCAAAGCCAUUGAUGUCAAUCAGUGCAUUGUGCUGGGCUGCUGCCAGUCUCGGAAUGGCCUUCGUACAAGACCACCGAGGUCUUUAUGCCUGUAGACUUCUCAUCGGCCUCUUCGAAGCCGGCCUGAUCCCAUGCAUCAACGUCUACAUCGGAUGGAUUUACAAAAAGUCGGAGCGCGGACAGCGAUCAUCUUGGAUCUUCGCAUUCAGCGCAUUCUCCAGCGCCUUCGGCGGGAUUCUCGCGUACGGCUUGACCCAAAUCCACACUGCCCACUUCUCAGGUUGGCGGUGGCUCUUCGCCGUAGAGGCUGCCAUGACCAUGGUUGCUGUGCCCUUGUUUUGGCUUGUUUUCCCCAAGUCUCCAACCACAGCCUGGUUUCUAACAGAUGAGGAGAAGAAGAUGAUGCAGCUGCGAUACGACGCGGACCCUACCUGGGGCGUUAGCGAGGAGUUCUCUAUGGCAGAAUGCCUCAAGGCGUUUGUUGAUCCCAAGUGGUAUGCUUUCUUUGCGUACCAGUUCUCGGUCGAUAUCUCGCUGUAUGGUUUAACCACCUUCAUGCCGACGAUUGUCAGCGGCCUGGGGUACAAGUCUGUGCAAGCCAACCUCAUGACUGUCCCGAUAUACAUUUGCGCAUUGAUCUUCUUCAUGGUCAUCGCGUAUUUCUCCGAUCGGACUGGAUACCGAGGGCCUUUUCUUGCGGGUAGUCUUUUGUUCUUGAUUGUUGGGUAUGCGCUCUUGAUCAGCGUUGAGAACCUCAAGGUGAGGUUUUUUGCGUGCUUCAUCGCGGCAUUGGGAAUCUAUCCAACAACCGGCUUGUCGCUUAUGUGGCUGCAAGACAACGUAUCAAAACACUACAAGCGCGCAACGAUGGUCGGCUUUACCCUCUGUCUCGGGAACACGGCUGGCGUUGCGGUAGGCCAAAUCUUCACCACCGAGAGCUCGCCGCGAUACAUCACAGGCUUAUCAAUUGCCAUGGGGCUGGCGUGUUUCGCCUUCGUUGACGUGCUGGUUCUCAUGGCGGGCUUCACCUGGGUCAAUCGCAAGCGAGCCGCGAAGCUUCGAGCUGCAGAACUGGCUGGGACCCCGAUCGAGCCAAACCCAGAUCUGGGCGACUAUGAUGUGCAUUUCCGGUACUCGCUGUAG
Messenger RNA from Aspergillus mulundensis, 1449 nucleotides. RefSeq lists its product as uncharacterized. Gene Ontology annotation, biological process: transmembrane transport. The record is from RefSeq and is a predicted model, not a curated record. The coding region runs from base 1 to 1449 and encodes 482 amino acids. The transcript is spliced from 5 exons. Gene Ontology annotation, cellular component: membrane. Lineage: Eukaryota; Fungi; Ascomycota; Eurotiomycetes; Eurotiales; Aspergillaceae. Gene Ontology annotation, molecular function: transmembrane transporter activity.